AUGGUUGACUGUAGUAAAUGUAGACUCAAGUGCUCAGAAAACUUUCCUCAAGAACUGAGAGUUAGGUUAUGCCAAGCAUAUUGGAAACUUUCUCUCACAAGACAACGUGAUUUUUUAUUAGGAAACAUUACCGUCCAAGAAAUUAAAACUCGAAGGCCCAGAAAAGAAAAUGCCAAGCAAAGAAAUAAUUCGAACAAAUAUUUUUUUGAUAAAAAUGGUGUUAAAAAAGAAGUAUGCCAAAAUUUUUUCUGCAAAACGCUUUCUAUAUCGAAUAGCCCCAUAUUGCAUGCUUGUGGAAAUAAAGGAGAUGGUGGUGAAUAUGAUAGGCAGAAAGAUAAAACAGGUAAACAUAGACCUGGAAACAAAACUCCAGAGGCAGUGAUAAAAACGGUAAAAGAGCACAUCGAAAGUUUUCCAGCAGUAGAAAGCCACUAUACCAGAAAAAGCAGCAAACGGCAAUAUUUAGAUCCCAGCUUAGACAUUAUUAAAAUGCAUGAGCUAUUUGUACAAAUGUGUAAAGAUAAAAAUCUGCCAACUGUGUCCUCAAUAACUUACAGACGUAUUUUUUGUCAAAACUACAAUAAAUCAUUUUUCGUGCCCAAGAAAGAUCAGUGCAUGACCUGUUCAGAGUAUACAAAUGCUUCACUCGCCGAAAAACAAGACUUAGAGGAAAACUUUAGAUCUCACCUGGAGAGAAAGGAAGCUUCACAGUUAGAAAAAAAUAAGGACAAGCAAAAAGCUAACACUGACCCAAGCUUUUUAUCAAUAACAUGUGACAUGGAAAAAGUUUUGCAACUGCCAACUUCACAAAGAAGCUUAUUGUACUAUUUGCGAAAACUUAACCUUUACAUUUUCACUAUCUAUGAAGCACCAGUCCCUAAUGAUGCGUAUUGUUAUUUUUGGACCGAGGUUAGUGGUAAAAGAGGCAGUUGCGAAAUUGGUUCAUGCCUUUUUUUGUACAUAAAGAACCUUCGUGAAAAUGUUAAGCAUUUGACAGUAUUUUCAGAUACAUGCGGUGGCGAAAAUCGCAAUGUACAAAUAAGUGCUUUUCUCUUAUACACUGUGAAAAAUCAUCCGACUCUUGGGGUUAUUGAACAGAAAUUUAUGGAAAGUGAUCACUCCUACAUGGACGUUGAUAGUAUGCAUAGUGCUAUUGAAGAAGCUAAGCAAAAUUUGGAAAUAUUUAGCAUUCACGAAUACGAAAACGUAUUUAAAAUGAAACUAGUUCUACAAACAGUGUUUAAUAAGAAAAUUGACAAAGAAGGAAAAAGUGUUAAUUGGCUAGAAGUAAAGGCUUUUAAAUAUGACAAGCAAUACCCAAACUCCAUUUUCUAUAAGUACAAUUUUAUCGACGGUUACACAGAAAUUGACGUAAAUUUUGUCAAAAGAAGUUGCAGAAAAAAUAAAGAGACAGACAUACAGAUAGCACAACAAUAUUCAAAAAGGUUACCUAUUUCGAAAGCCAAGAAGAAGGAACUCUUGAAGCUUUGUGAUAAAAACAUUAUUCCUCACCAACUUCAGAAAUGGUAUCAAGAUUUGCCGUGUGCAGAAAAUGUUGUGGAUUCAACUGCAGAACCAGGUGUUGAAGACUCUGAUGUAGAGGAAGAUGAUUAA
Messenger RNA from Ceutorhynchus assimilis (cabbage seed weevil), 1614 nucleotides. The record is from the annotation of a GenBank genome assembly. Lineage: Eukaryota; Metazoa; Arthropoda; Insecta; Coleoptera; Curculionidae.